This is a messenger RNA of Ascoidea rubescens DSM 1968, 1799 nucleotides long. Its product is annotated as FabD/lysophospholipase-like protein. Gene Ontology annotation, molecular function: A2-type glycerophospholipase activity. Gene Ontology annotation, biological process: glycerophospholipid catabolic process. The record is from RefSeq and is a predicted model, not a curated record. Bases 7 to 1782 code for a protein of 591 amino acids. The transcript has a single exon. Gene Ontology annotation, cellular component: plasma membrane; cytosol; intracellular membrane-bounded organelle. Lineage: Eukaryota; Fungi; Ascomycota; Saccharomycetes; Ascoideales; Ascoideaceae.
GAAAGCAUGCCCAUAUUGAAAAAAAAUUUAAAAACCAAGACUUCCCUCUCAUCAUUUAAGAAAAAUUUAAAUGGAAACCCUAAAAUAACGAAAGAAAAAGAAUUCAUUUUUAAUAACGAUCAAUUGAAAAAAAAUUCAAUAACAAAUUUUAGAAAAAUAUUAACAUUCUAUCGCAAUUUACAUCGAGAUGUUCGUGACAAAAAGCUAGCUGGAUUUCAUAUUUCAUUUACAGAUUACUGGGGCAGAGCACUAUCAAAAAAGAUUUUGCCAUUUCAAGAAAAUAAAUCAUUGACAUUCUCAAGCGUUAGAAAGCUACCAUCUUUCAAAAACUAUGAUCUACCAUUUCCAAUUUUGAUUUCCAAUCUACGAUGGCCCACCAACGACUUGGAAAAAAUAAACAAUGAUUUAAUUGACAGCAAAACUUCACAAAUAUUUGAAUUCAAUCCAUAUGAGUUUGGCAGCUGGGAAUCAUACUUAGAAGCAUUUGUAAAAAUUAAGUAUUUAGGUACAAUGCUAAAUGAUGGUAUUCCAAUCUUUAAAAUUAAUAACAAUUCAAUUUGUGUGAAUGGGUUUGACAACAUCGGGUUUAUUACAGCAACUUCAUCGUCGUUAUUUAACAGUGUUAUUUUCUUCAUUUGGAAAUUGAUUGGCAGAAGCAAGAAAGAGACAUAUACAGCAUUUAACACAGUUUUGAAAAUUUUUGGAUUAAAUAUCAACGACAAUAAUCAAAGUACCGGUUUUAAUAAGCAUCAUCCUGAUUACGCACUAUUUUCUCCCAACCCAUUUUUCGGGUACAACCAUGGUAAAAAUUCAUUAAAAAUUAGCAAAAUUCCUCAUUUGUUUUUGGUUGAUGGCGGAGAAGAUGGACAAAAUGUACCAUUUCAGCCAUUUUUAACAGUUAAAAAUAGAGAGGUUGAUUUAAUUAUUGCAAUUGAUUCCACAUCGGAUAAAUGCAAUUAUCCCAACGGCACAACUUUAAAAUUAACUGCUCAAAGAUAUCAUGGUUCUAGUUUUAUUGAUAACAAUAACCAAAGCACUUAUGAAUCUAUUAUGAAUACUAGCAGAAAUAAUUUUGAUUAUAUUAAUAAUAGAAAUAAUGAAAAGUUAAAAAACAGUACAAAAAUAAAAAUUGAAAAUAGACAUGAUGACAUACCAAGUAGUUUUUGGACGGCAGUUGGUGACAAGGAAAAAAUAGUUGAGCACGAUAUCUUUCCUGAAAUUCCAGAUUUAGGUGAUUUGGUAAAAAACAAUUUUAAUAAAAAACCGGUGUUUUUCGGUUGUGACCUAGAUAAGGCAUAUCCUGUUAGGGCCUUCAAUAAUAAAAAUGCUGAACACAAAGAUAAAACCAAAACCAAAAUCAAAACUAGAAACAAUAACGGCACAAAAAAGAUCUGGUUUCCACCAUUAAUUGUUUAUUUUCCAAACUCUAAUUAUACGUUUGAAUCAAAUCAGUCAACUUUCAAACUACAAUACGGACAUGAUGAAGAAUGUAAAAUGAUUGAAAAUGGCUAUAGUAUAUUGACAUACGGAAAUUCAUCGAGUUAUUUAACUAAUAAAGAGAAUUAUGAAACCGAAAAUAUUCGGUUUGAUCAGUGUAUGGGAUGUGCAGCGAUGAAGAGAGAGUUUGAUAGAAUUGAAAGAGGAAUAAACAGAAAUUAUUUUCAAAAGGAAUCAAAACAUAAUUUGAAGAAAAAUAUUUAUUAUAGUGUAAAUAACCAGACUGAGAUAUUUGAGAUUCCUAAAAUCUGUGUCAAAUGUUUUGAAAAAUUUUGUUAUAAUUAACGAGCUGAAGAAAGGAG